AGCGGCGUGCCCAUCACUUAGUGGGCGGGGAGAAGGACUAGCGGCGGCCCCGUUUGAAGCAGGAGAUGGAGAUGGAGGCACCGGAGCGGGAAGAGGCCUGGGAAUGCCUGGGCCGCCCUCCGGCCUCUCGUGCAUUGAAGUGUCUCUUUGGAGAGCUCCGUACCCUCUACCAAGAGCGCCUGCAUUGCGUGGGGAUCCAGCUGGCGGAGAAUCCGGAAGGCGCUCGCAAGAUGGAGGUGAGGCUUCUGCAGGCCUACAUCAUAGAUCUGAGUGACCAGAACACCAUCUUGAUUCAGACAGUGGAGGAGCUGGAGAACCAAAUGCUUGACCUCAUGAAACUGGCUGCAGCUGAGGACAAAUUUCAGCACCCGUCCCUGGCUCAGCGCCCGAUGCCAGCUGAAAGCCUUUCAGGAUCCACAACAGCACAGACAGUGUACUGUCUGCCAGGACAGGAGAUGGAGCAAGCAGAACUGAAGUCUCUUUGGGGACUGAAAGAGCAUCUUACUUGUGAGCUGGAUCUUCAGCUGAGAGACGCUGGUCACACCCAGGAGAAGGUGAAAGCAGAGGUUCUGGAGAAAGCAGCUAAAAUUCAAGAACUGCAAGAGACCAUCGCAGAUCUGCAGAACGAACUCUCCCAGAAAGACUUGGAGGUGGCGUGCCAUCUACAGGAGGAGUUCCUCCUGGAGUCACAACUGAGCUCCCUGCCGCAGCUGCUGGAGCAGCAAGCCGCAGAGACCCUGAGGCUUCGGAGCCAGCUCCUGCUUGGGCAGGAUGAGAGAGACAGCCUGGCAGACAAGCUGGAUGCUCAGGAGCAGAAGAUCUAUGAGUUGCAGAGCAAGCAGAGAGAGGCACAGGCAGAGCUGGAACAGAGCUGCAUCCGAGUCCUCCAGUUGGAGCGAGAGCUGGAGGCCAGCAAGCAGCAGCAGGAGGGAUCCCAGAACCAGUUCAGCGAGUGUCAAAGGCAGCUGGCCCAAGCAGAAGGUGAGAAUGAGGUGCUGAGGGCCCACAAGCUGGAGCAGAUGUUGGAGAUUGAGAAACACGUGUCCAGCCUCAAAGAUUGUGAAAGGAGUCCAUGCUUGGAAACAGAAGCGGCCCAGUGGAGCGGCGAGGAGAAGGCACUGACAGAAAGAGCAACAGCUCGGCCGGUGGCACCAGAAGCGGAAGCAGUUGCCUGGAGGAGCAAAUACAGCUUGGCCCUCUCAGAGGCUGCGGAGCAGAGCGAGGCACUGCACAGACUCCAGGAGACCCACAGCGCCCUGCAGCAGCAAAUGACCGAGCAGGAAGGCCUCAUCUGCCAGCUGGAGAUCCAAGUCCAGGAGCAGCAGGAGGACCUGCAAGGAACCAGAGAGCAGAUCUGGCAGCAAAAGCAGCAAAUGGCGAAGCUGGCAAGAGCUGCAGCUGAUAGCCAAGCAGCAGAGCAGCAGGUGCAGCAGUACAAGGACAUUGUCCAGCAGCUGCAGGAAAAUUUGGCAGCCUCUCGGGCUUCCCAGGCUGCCUCCGAGUCCAGAGUCCGCAGCAGUGAGGAGGAGAUCCAGGACCUGCAGCAGAAAGAGUCCUUGGCACGUCACCAGCUGAGGAUGCUGCAGAGUGAGGCCCAGAGGACCAAAGAGCAGCUGGCCUCCUUGCAAGAGCAGCUUUCCACCUGCCAGACUCAGCUGCAGCAGAGUGAAGAGCGGGCGGGGCAGAAGGAGGCCGACUUCCAAGCAGCACAGGAUGAGCUCUCCCGAUGCCAGAAGCGGCUGUCUGAUGCCCACGCAGAGCACCAACAACUGGCCCAGAGCAUGGCAGUGCUGGUGGAGCAGAAGGAAGCCUCCAAGCGAGAGGUUGAUCUCCGUGACCAGACGAUUGUGAAACUUCAAGGAUGUCUGAAAGCAGCUGAGGAGGACCAGGUGCAAGGGAAGGAUGAGCUUGCAGGUAAAGAGGCCGAAGUGAACCACCUCCGGGGGCAGCUCCACCACCUGCAGGACGAGCUGAGGAGCCUGCGAGACUCUUGCGCUGAGCAGGAGAAGGCAAUAGUGGAGCAGACUCGGCUCAUCUGCCAGCUCCAGCACGAGAAGGAGUCCUCCCUCAGCAAGAGCCAGAGCAAGGCCGCCCUCCUGGAGCAGCUGCAGGGUGAACAGCUCUCUGCCCGGCAUGACCACCAGGCCAACAUGGACCAGCUGCAAGACAAGCUGCAGCGCCUGCAGCAGGAGCUGGAUAUCUGCAAGGGGCGCAACCAGGAGAACCUCAGCAAGCUGCAGUCCCGCGAGUGCCGGAUCGAGAAGCAGACGCUGGACCUGGAGAAGCUGCUUCAGCAGUGCCAGGUCCUCAAGGAGCAGCUCCUUUACUACGAGGAAGUGACCCAGAAGCAGGAGCGGGAGCUGUCCUGCCAGAGCAAGCGAGAGCGGCACCUGCAUGAGCAGCUGGGCCAGGUGGAGAGCAGCAGCACCCUCCUGGAGGGCAGCCUGGAGCUCUACAAGAAGAAGUUCCAGGCCUCGCUGAGCAGAGCCGGGGAGCUGGAGUGCCAGUUGCAGCGCCUAGAGGAGGAGGCCGCCUGCCAGGCCAAGGAAAAGGACGAGGCUCUUUGUAGGUUGCAAGCAGAGCAGCAUAUCCUGCAGGAGGAGCUGAAGGGCAAAUGCUGGCAGGCCAGCCGGGCGGAAGACGCUGCCGAGCAGCUGAUGCGGGAGCUGCGCGGCACCCAGGUGGAGCUGGCCCAGAGCCAGCAGCUCGCCUGCCAUACUGAAGAGACCAUCCAGGCGCUGCAGGAGCAGUUGGCAGCCAGCCAUGUCCAGCUCCUCGACCAAGAGGCGGCGCUGGCCACGUUGCACAGGGACUUCGCUUCUUACAAAGCAACUCACAGCUGCUCCAACGGCAGCUAUGAAAGCCAGAUAGUCGCCGCAGAGUCCCUCAGGCAGAAGCUGCUGCAGGAGGAAGAGGAGAGCUCUAAGCACCUGCGCCAGGCUGAGGAGUACCAGGGCCUGGUGCAGGAUUUAAAACUGGAGCUGGUGAGGGUCACUGAGCAGAAGAGCAGCGCUCUGAAUGACUUGGCUCACCUGGAGCUGAACUUGCAAAGCCUGUAUGAGGAGGCAGCAGCUGAGAGGGACAAGCAGCAGCAGCAGGUCCAGCAGCUGCAGAUGGAGCUCAAGGAAAGCCGCAAGCUGGUUGCUCAAAAGGAGCAGGCCAUCCAGAAGCGAGAUGCAAUCCUGCGGAAGUCCCAGGCGGAGAUGGUGCACGCCUGCAGCACCCUGCAGGAGAAGGGGCAGGAAGUGGAGCAGCAGCGUGCCCGAGUCCAUCACCUGGAGGCCGGCCUGCAGAAGGCCAAGCAGGAGCUGGAGCACAGCAGAGCGGAGUGUGCUACAUUGUGCACCGAGGUGCAGGCCCUACGGCGGAGCUUGCACAAGAGCCAGCAGCAGCACCAGCAAACUGCCCAGGAGCUGGCGCAGCAGGAAGAGCAGCUGCUGGUGACCCAGAGCAGCCUGCACAACGCCCAGCAGCAGCUGAGUGAGCGGCUCACAGAGCUCACACAUCAGACACAGGCUGGCCGCCGGCUGGAGGCAGAGCUCCGGGUUCUCAACGAAAGGCUCUCUGUUGCUGAAGCAGAGCUGGAGCAGAAAAGAGAGCUGUUGGAGCAACUGAUGGGAGAGCUGAGCCAGUCAAAGCAGCAGCACCAGGCAGCCGUGCAAGAGUCCCAGCAGCACCAGAAGGAGGCAUCUCGGCUGCAGCAGAAGCUACAGAGCAGCCGGGAAGGACUGAAGACCCUGCAGCUGAAGGUGCAAGGGAACCAGUCGGUGCUGGAUGAGUUGCAGGCAGAGUUGGGCCAGCAGAAGCGCCAGGAGGAGGAGCUGCAGCGGCAGCUGCGAAGGGCCAAGGAGCAGGAGAGCCAGCUGGUGCAGCAAUGCAAGGAGCUGCAGCAUCAGCUCCAGAGCAGCCAGUGCAGGUUGCAGGAAGAAGAGUGGAAAGCCCAGAGCCUGCACACCUGCGCCACAGAGCGGGAGACAGAGAGCCGUGUUCUGCGUGAGCAGUUGAAGCAGCAGAAGACGGAGCUGGAGGUGCUCCGCAAAAAGUAUGAACACGCCCAGUUGCAGCUGCAGCAGGAGACAGCAGAGGUGUUGCGCCAGGAGGCCACCCUCUCCCAGCUCCACACUGAGCUGCACACUGCCCAGGAGAAGGAGCGCCAGAACAACCAGUCCCUGGCUGCAGCCAAGAACAUUGCCCAGGACCUCCGGCUGCAGGCCACGUCCUGCCAGGCCAGCCAAAGGGAGGCCAUGGAGCAGCUGGAGCAGAGAACCCGGGAGGUGUCCUGCCUGCAGGCGGAGCUGCAGCUUGCCCAGCACAGGGCAGACCAACUGGAGGAAGAGCUGAGCUGCUCCCAAGAGCAGCUGCAGCAGCUGCUGGCCAUGCAGAGGGAGAGGGAGCAGGAGGCCUGUGCCUCCGAGGAGCGGCUGAGCGCCCUGGGCAGCCAAGUGCAACACUGGCAGCAGGAGCACCGGGCAGCCGAGCGGGCUCUGGCCGAAAAGGAAGAGGAGCUGGUGGUGAUGAAGGUGGAGCUGGCCUCACUGGAGGAGAAGUGUCACCAGGCAACAGAGGAGAGAGAAGAGCUGCAGAACGAAGUCAAUGUCCUCCGGCAGAAGUUUGUGGUUUCCAGCCGGGACGUGGAAUCCCUGCAGACCUCCCUGGAGACAGCACGGGCCGACAGCUACCGCCUGCAUCAUGAGAGUGAGUUGGUGGUGGCCAACGUCAGCCAGUGGGUGAAGGAGCAGAAGCAGGUGAACGAGAAGUUGAGCGACAAGAUCCGGGACCAGAUCAAGCAAAUUGCUCAGCUGACGGGCGAGAGGGACCACCUCCAUGGGCUAAUGGAGCGACUCCAGCAAGAGAAUAAACGCUUGAAAAGUGAAGUGGAUGAGCGGCGUAUUGAGUGUGAGCGCCUCAAGGCUUUCCACAGCAGUGAUUUGGACCCAGGUGCUGUACUACCACAGCCUUGGCCUACGUUCCCAGCGGAUGACUCUCACUGCUUGAGCCGGAGACAAAGCAAAGUGCUGGCUACAAAGUGGAACCUGUCCUAGCCCCUCCACGGCUGCUGGAUACCUAUUCUUCGCCACACAUGCUGGCCCCUCCCUGCCCAGCAGAGGACACACCUUGGUGCCUGCUGCGCCAGGCUCCAGUGAGUAUUUGGACAGGGACUGGCCGAUCGACUAAUCAUGUGACUUCUUACGCAGAAGAAGAA
Zootoca vivipara (common lizard) is the source of this 5203-nucleotide messenger RNA. RefSeq names its product polyamine modulated factor 1 binding protein 1 (gene PMFBP1). Gene Ontology annotation, biological process: spermatogenesis. NCBI's taxonomy places the organism in Eukaryota, Metazoa, Chordata, Lepidosauria, Squamata, Lacertidae. Gene Ontology annotation, cellular component: sperm head-tail coupling apparatus. The record is from RefSeq and is a predicted model, not a curated record.